This is a messenger RNA of Cuculus canorus (common cuckoo), 7154 nucleotides long. RefSeq names its product contactin 2 (gene CNTN2). Lineage: Eukaryota; Metazoa; Chordata; Aves; Cuculiformes; Cuculidae. Gene Ontology annotation, molecular function: cell-cell adhesion mediator activity. Bases 277 to 3387 code for a protein of 1036 amino acids. Gene Ontology annotation, biological process: cell-cell adhesion; brain development. The record is from RefSeq and is a predicted model, not a curated record. The transcript has 23 exons.
CGUGGUGGUUGGCAGCGAGCGAGGGAGCGCGCACGCAAGGAGGGAGGAGAGGGAGGAGCACAUCCUAAUGCAGAGAUGCUGCAGUGGCUUUGGGCACACACAUCCACACUCGGGCAGGCACCAGGCAGGCACUGCCUCGCAGCUGAGCCUCUGGCACCAGCCGGGCCCCACCAGCCCGCAGCUCAUGCACCCGCACCCACCCUACGCAAGGGCUGCUGUCCCCACUCACCCAUAGAGGCUCAGCUGCGGAGGCCGUAAUCCAUCUGGAGGUGCAGGAUGGGAAGCACCGCUGAAUCUGUCUGUACAUCCUUAGCUGUCUUCAUCUUUCUGGUUCGGUGCCAAGCACAGAGCAGCACUAGGAACUAUGGGCCAGUGUUUGAGGAGCAGCCUGUCCACACCCUCUUCCCUGAAGGCUCAGCAGAAGAGAAAGUCACACUAGCUUGCCGAGCAAGAGCCAGUCCUCCUGCCACCUACAGGUGGAAGAUGAAUGGCACAGAGAUAAAGAUGGAGCCAGAUUCCCGUUACAGGCUGGUUGCAGGCGACCUAGUGAUAAGCAACCCGGUGAAAGCUAAGGAUGCUGGCUCCUACCAGUGCGUGGCGUCUAAUUCCAAGGGCACAGUGGUCAGCAGGGAAGCCUCCCUUCGCUUUGGCUUUUUGCAGGAAUUCUCCGCAGAAGAGCGAGACCCCGUGAAGAUUACAGAAGGAUGGGGAGUGAUGUUCGCCUGCAGCCCUCCCCCCCACUAUCCAGGCUUAUCCUAUCGAUGGCUCCUGAAUGAGUUUCCCAAUUUCAUCCCAGCCGAUGGAAGGCGUUUCGUCUCUCAGACCACAGGAAACCUUUACAUUGCCAAGACGGAGGCUUCUGACCUGGGGAACUAUUCGUGCUUUGCCACCAGCCACAUCGAUUUCAUCACCAAGAGCGUUUUCAGCAAGUUCUCCCGGCUCAGCCUCGCUGCAGAGGAUGCCAGGCAGUACGCACCCAGCAUAAAAGCCAGGUUUCCUGCUGACACCUACGCUCUGACCGGGCAGAUGGUGACUUUGGAGUGUUUUGCCUUUGGAAACCCCGUUCCUCGAAUAAAGUGGAGGAAGCUGGAUGGCUCACAGUCCUCCAAGUGGAUCGGCAGCGAGCCCCUCUUGCAGAUCCAGGAUGUUGGCUUUGAGGAUGAAGGCACUUACGAGUGUGAAGCUGAAAACGCCAAAGGGAGAGACACCUACCAGGGCCGCAUCAUCAUUCAAGCUCAGCCAGACUGGUUGACAGUAAUUGCAGACACGGAAGCCGACAUCGGGUCUGACCUGCGUUGGAGCUGUGCGGCUUCCGGCAAACCCAGACCCACAAUCCGAUGGCUUCGGGAUGGGCAGCCGCUGACCUCCCAGAACCGCAUCGAAGUGAGCGGUGGAGAGCUGAGAUUUUCCAAGCUAGUCCUGGAGGACUCUGGCAUGUAUCAGUGUGUGGCUGAGAACAAGCAUGGCACAGUAUAUGCAAGUGCUGAAUUAACAGUGCAAGCCUUAGCACCAGAUUUUAGACUAAAGCCAGUGAAGCGACUGAUACCUGCAGCCCGAAGCGGGAAGGUCAUCAUCCCAUGCCAACCAAGGGCGGCACCAAAAGCCACCGUGCUGUGGACCAAAGGGACUGAACUUCUGAUCAACAGUAGCAGGGUGACUAUUACCCCAGACGGCACUCUGAUCCUCCAGAAUAUCAGCAAAUCUGAUGAGGGGAAGUAUACCUGCUUUGCUGAGAAUUCCAUGGGCAAAGCCAACAGCACCGGAAUCCUCUCUGUUCGAGAUGCCACCAAAAUCACAUUGGCACCAUCUAGUGCUGAUAUCAAUGUAGGUGAAAACCUUACUCUACAAUGUCACGCGUCUCACGAUCCGACCAUGGAUCUAACCUUCACCUGGUCACUAGAUGAUUUCCCCAUUGACUUUGACAAGUCCGAGGGCCACUAUCGGCGAGCCAGCGUGAAGGAAGCUAUUGGGGACCUCAGCAUCUUCAACGCCCAACUAAAGCACUCGGGGCGCUACACGUGUACAGCCCAGACAGUUGUGGACAGUGCUUCGGAGUCAGCUACACUGACCGUCAGAGGACCUCCAGGCCCCCCUGGGGGUGUGGUUGUGAGAGACAUCAGUGACACCACUGUCCAACUGAGCUGGAGCCGCGGCUUCGAUAACCACAGCCCUAUUGCCAGGUACCUCAUUGAGGCGCGGACCCUCCUCUCCAACAACUGGAAGCAAAUGCGUACCAAUCCUGUAAAUAUCGAAGGCAACGCAGAGACAGCCCAAGUGGUGAACCUCAUUCCUUGGAUGGAUUAUGAGUUUCGGGUCCUAGCGAGUAACAUUCUAGGAGUUGGGGAGCCAAGUUUACCCUCCAGCAAAAUCCGUACUAAAGAAGCAGCACCUACCGUGGCACCAUCUGGACUCAGCGGAGGCGGAGGGGCUCCCAACGAGCUGAUCAUCAACUGGACGCCGACACUGCGGGACUAUCAGAAUGGAGAUGGCUUUGGCUACAUUUUGUCUUUUCGCAAGAAAGGCACCCAGGGGUGGCUUACAGCAAGGGUGCCACAUGCAGAAUCGCUGCACUACGUCUACCGCAAUGAGAGCAUUGGUCCCUACACCCCCUUUGAAGUGAAGAUCAAAGCGUACAACAGGAAAGGAGAGGGGCCAGAGAGCCUGACUGCCAUCGUCUACUCUGCAGAAGAAGAACCUAAAGUGGCUCCUUUCAGAGUUACGGCCAAGGCUGUUCUGUCCUCAGAAAUGGAUGUGUCCUGGGAGCCCGUUGAACAGGGAGAUAUGACCGGAGUGCUUUUGGGCUACGAGAUCCGGUACUGGAAGGAUGGUGAUAAAGAGGAGGCAGCUGACAGGGUGAGAACAGCAGGGCUGGUCACAUCAGCACAUGUAACAGGCCUAAACCCCAACACGAAAUACCACGUGUCUGUCAGAGCUUACAACCGGGCUGGAACCGGCCCCCCCAGCCCCUCUACCAACGUCACGACAACAAAGCCACCACCAAAGAGGCCACCUGGCAACAUCUCUUGGACUUUCUCUGGGUCUACAGUCAGCAUCAAGUGGGACCCAGUGGUGGCGAAGGCAGAUGAGUCUGCAGUUACGGGGUACAAGAUGCUUUACAGGCAGGAUUCCCACUCUGCUCCCACGCUAUACCUGGCCAGCAAGAGCAGGAUCGACAUUCCUGUCCCCGAAGACUUCACUCACGCCUUUGUACAGAUCAGGGUGACGGGUCCAGGGGGAGAUGGCAUCCCAGCAGAAGUUCACAUCCUCCGAAACAGUGGAACAAGUAUGAUGGUGGAAGACUCGGUGACGAGGCCAGUGCCACACGCUGUCAUCAUCACAACUAACUCUCUAGCAAUGGUGGCCCUGAUCCGCUACCUGGAGCUCUGACGAUGGCCAGUGCAGAGGAGGACUCCAGACAUGCUUCCUCCCAAGCCAGUGGGGAACAACUUACUACUUGGCUGCUGCACCUUUCAGUUUGUACCACAGCAGCACUACAGAGAGAGGAUGUGACAACGUUGCUUUAAAGGAGGAAGAAAAAUACACCUCUUUUUGUUUGUUUUCGGAGAAAAUAAGCUUUCAUACAAGACAUGGGUCUUUAACCAAUUAAACAUUUUUUAAAGAGACAAGUAAAAGGAAGAAGAAUUCUAUGUGACUUCUAACAGCCAACUGCCCCACACACUGUAUCCAAUAGGUUUUCUGCCUUACGAAGCCAUGUACUAAAAUAACGAGACUGCUAAACUUGACUUCUUUUUGUUUUUCUAAAUACGUACAGUGAAUUUUGGGCAGGGAGAAGGGAGGACGGGGACUGAGGAUUUCACAGUGAUCAGCAUGUUUCAUGCCAAUCCCAGUCACAGCCAUCUCUCACGAAUUCUGGGACAGGAUUUUUUGUUCCUCCCACAUCACAAACCAAACUCUGCAGCAACCAGGCCAAGGAGAGAAAGCCACAAGCGAGAUCGAUCUCUGCCCCAUCCUGGUGACGGGGGAGCAGAGAGUGUAGAUUGUGAAAAGCUUUUUUAUGCCACUGGGGUUAACUUGCAACCCCAGCCGAUUGUUUGUAUCAACUGUUAUGCUGUGAGGUGAAACAUUCAAUGUUAUCCCUAUCCCACAUGCUUUUGGGGUGUUUUUUAUUAUGCUGUUCGCAUCUUUCCUUUUUAUUUGGGGAGGAGAAGGGGUAAGCGAAAAGGAGUUACUUUUCUAGCAUCUGCUAACACGGAGAGGCAGUUCUGCCUGGUAACAGGAGAUGUCAACAUAUCUGAUUUUAAUGCAGAGAGGGUCUUAAAGGAGGAAUAAAAAGGAAUAUUACGUGAUUUAACCAGGAACUGGAGACUCAAGGAAGCCAUCAUUGGGGCUACAAGGAAAAUCUGGACUCAGAUUCAUCUCCCUACACAAAGAGUUCUGCCCACCCGAAAUACCAGUUUCAACAUAGGACUGCAAGGGUGAGAUUUGAUCGGUCAGUCUGAUUUUCAGGCCCAAGGCUCAUACAGGUAAUGUAAACAGGAGGGCUGAUACCCCAAAGAUGUACAGGGAGGCUGAGGUGCACCAUAAACUCAAGGGGCUGGGAAGAGAUGUUGCAUAUUAAAAUCUCUCUGUCUCCCAGCAAAGCAAUCAAAUGACCAAAGUUAACCAGAAGCUGAUUUAUAUUGCUUGCUGAUUAGAUCCCAAGCACGCUCUUAGGGACCUUUACCUGCCUGCACCUUCUUCCUUCCCAGCAGAAAAUACUGCUGGCUGGAGCAAUCUCAAUUCCAGAAUUACCUGUCAAAGCUCUACACUCGCACAAAUGUGCAGUGGCAAAGGAUGAUGUACGGCUUCUACACUGGAUGCCAGUUCCUUAUCCUCGCUAAUCAUCCCAAAACUCCCAUGUCCUAGGCCUUAGUGAGCGUUUGAGAGCUUCCAUGCAGAAAUCGCUGGCCUCUUAAGGAGUUAUGCCUACUGCAUACAUCACAGAAUCAUGGAAUGGUUUGGCUUGGAAGGGACCUCAAAGCCCAUCCAGUCCCAACCCCCUGCCAUGGGCUGGAACACCUCCCGCUGGAUCAGAUUGCUCCAAGCCCCAUUGAACCUGGUCUUGAACACCAAAAUAUCCACAGCAUCCCAGCAUAAUUCUACAAAUCCAGAAGAAAGAAGGCAAAUGCACAGGUAGGUUCACAGCGUGGUGCGAAUAGCCAAGCUCUGGAGUGAGGAAGAAGGGCUCCUUUGGGUUUAGCCAACAAGAGAAACAAGAGCCUAUGGCUCUAAGUAAUUAUAGCACCGUUAUUUCACUGCCUCAGUUUCCCUUCCUGAAAAGUGAGGCACAAGAGAAUCAGUGCAAGUUCGUUGUAGUUUCAGAGUAGCUAUGUAUUCUCACUGCUGUCAGAAAAUGCCUGCAGCUCACAUUUGGGUGUCAGAGCAGACUCAAAUGACCCAGCUCAGGCACCAAGAGCAGUGUGCUCGAGGCAGCAAGGCUGAUGAGUCACUGCCCAAGUCCUUGGUGGUAAACUUGUCCCUGUAUUCACACUGCCUCUGCUACUUGGUCCUCAGUGUUUCCACAGCUCAGUGUUUCCUGAGCAUUACUGUGGAGAAACUCUGAAAAAUGCACACAGUGUUUGCAUUUUUGGACAGUCUAAAGCUGCAGCGCAGACAAGAUAGCGGCAAGUUGGGAAACACAGCAGGCAACGCCCCGGGUGAAGGACAGGGCAUGGUGGGGGCACAGGAAAGAUUUUUCCACUUGCAAUGCUGGAAGAUGAGAAAGCUCAAGCCCAGGCUAAACUCUGCUCUAGGCAAGACAGCUCAGCUUUUGUACAUAGACGCGAGCCACAUUAAGACAAAGACUGGCUUAUCUUAGGCAAAGCGUUCUGACAUUUAAUUUUUCAGAGGUUAGGUGACUCCCAGAAAACGGCUUACACCUGCAAACACAGCCAAGGCAGCACCGGUUAGGCUGUAUCCAGGCUAUAAAAAACCUACAUAUGAAGCCUAGCUGAAGACACCAACUGGAGAAAGAGAUGUGGAAGAAACCUACUGUGAAGCCAGGUAGAGCUUCCCACAAUGCAGUACAAGGUUUAAAAGGAAGGUGUUCAGACCCAGGGGAGAAAACUUAGAUUUUAAGAUUUUAACAGAGUUUACUGUUACUCUAUGUUAUUGCAUUAAGAUGCAAAUCAAUUUCCUGUCUCAUUAAGAGUUCCCAACAUUCAAUUGCUCUGAGCAUUUGCUUUAGGGAUUAGCUAACAGGCAUGAGUUAAGUGCUGUGGGGUUUGUUCUCAGCACUAUAACAGCUCGCUAAGGAAAAUAAUCUCAUUUCACAGGGUCCAACUUACUGGUCAAGAGUAAAAACCAACUUGACAAGGGUGCUGUAAACAGUUCUAGGUGGUCUGGGCCAAAUUAAGCACUCAGCUGAAUUCUGUUCCUGUUUGAAUCAGGAACAGCUCAUGUUUGUGGCAGGACAGAUGAAGCGUUGUGCUCUGAAUGGGAGGCACUCUCCUAUCUUUGCCCAAGGAAUCAGCUGGAUAAUGCAGACAUCACCUUCAGCUAACGCCAAAGGGGUCUAAAUCCCAUCUGCUCUGAACCUGCACAGCUAUUCCCCAUCCACAGAAACCCUCUGCUGGGAAUAUUUUAAUCCAGCUUCACUACACAUACAGAGCAGUUUUCUUCUUGGUAACUUUGUUGUACCCUAUUUUUUUAAGAAAACCUAACGAGAAACAUUGUAAGCAUACUGUACAUACUGUAAUUAUGGUUAUUUAUUGGCUAUGAUAGCAUACAGUUCAUAAAUAAAGAUCUUUAGAAACUUCAGACAACUGCUAGAGUACAGAGUCCUUCUGUCCAGCCUCAAAUGCAAUCAGUGCCCACCUCACUCAGGAGUCUCUCUGGUCCAGGACUGUACUUUUACUGAAUGCCAUUUGCACAUCCUCUUACAAAUAAGGAGCCCAGUGAGACCUCAUCUUCACAGAGUAGGACCUCUCAACAAAAUUUAAUUCAAUUAAGGUAGCGUAAAUGCAAUUUCUUUCCCACAACAGUCAUGAUCAGCCAAAAGAGGAGAUGAUCCAAAGGCUGGAGCACCUCCCAUCCAAGGGCAGGCUGAGAGAGUUGGGGUUCCUCAGCCUGGAGAAGAGAAGGCUCUGGGGAGAACUUAGCGCAGCUUCCAGUGCUGAAAGAAGCUCCAGGAAAGCUGGGGAGGGGCUCUGGAU